GGAGGGUAGGGCGAGUCAUAUGACCCGCUGGGCUUCCUGGCUCCGGCCGUCGCCGCCGCCCGCCCGUGUCAGCCCUUGUCGCGCCGGGGGCCCCCGAGCAGCCGUUGGCGGGUUCGGGGCCGAGGCCGUCUCCGCCGCUGUCCGUCCGCGCCCGCGUCCCUGCGCGCUGCCCGCCGUCACCAUGCUGGCGCUCAUCUCCCGCCUGCUGGACUGGUUCCGCUCGCUCUUCUGGAAGGAGGAGAUGGAGCUGACGCUCGUGGGGCUGCAGUACUCGGGCAAGACCACCUUCGUCAAUGUCAUCGCGUCAGGUCAGUUCAGUGAAGAUAUGAUACCCACAGUGGGCUUCAACAUGAGGAAGGUAACCAAAGGGAACGUCACAAUAAAGAUCUGGGACAUAGGAGGCCAGCCCCGAUUCCGGAGCAUGUGGGAGCGGUACUGCCGAGGGGUCAAUGCUAUCGUUUACAUGAUAGAUGCUGCAGAUCGUGAAAAGAUAGAAGCUUCUCGAAAUGAACUACAUAAUCUUCUAGAUAAGCCACAGCUACAGGGGAUUCCAGUACUAGUACUUGGAAACAAGAGAGAUCUUCCAAAUGCCUUGGAUGAGAAACAGCUAAUUGAAAAAAUGAAUCUGUCUGCUAUUCAGGAUAGAGAAAUUUGCUGCUAUUCAAUUUCUUGCAAAGAAAAGGAUAAUAUAGAUAUCACACUUCAGUGGCUUAUUCAACAUUCAAAAUCUCGAAGAAGCUGAAACAUCUUCUGAAGUCUUCCAUUCCUUCUUGGCUAUAAUCUUAGAAUUACUGUCCGUUCCUCUCAAGUACUUCCCAGAAUAUGGUCCUUCCUAAACCCAAGAAAUUGCCUUUUUCAGAGUUUAUUUCUCAUGUGCACUGCUGAAGAUGUGUAACCCUAAUCUUCCUAAUGAAUCAGCUGGAGUUGUCAUGAUAAAGUCAGCACACUCUAACGGCUUCACACACAUGCCUGUCUAGUGUGGAGAGUUUUUUUGUUUUGUUUUGUUUUGUUUUAAAGAAAAAAGGACACAUUUUUGACCAUCUUAAAUUAAGAAAUUUGCAUAUUUCCAUUCUGGUUGUUCUGGGCCAGAUUUUUAUAUUGGUUUUGGUAAGCAUCUACCUAGAUUUCAUUAUAGAGUCCAGCUUAAUACUGAUACUGACUUGAUGCAGCAUGAAAUUCUAGUGCCACACAGUAUUUAGAAGAGCUUUAAGCCUGACUCCUGUGGGAUAUAAACAAUGUUUAUCUCAUCUCACACAUGCAUGUAAAAUUACACUGUAGGAAUUCAGUAAUAGUCUGCACAGAGUUAGCAGACAUACCGGAUCAUCAUGGGCUCUUGACACUAGAGACUUCCCACCUGGUGAAUUUUAAAAAGACUCCUUUAUCAUAGAUGGCUUUUGGGGAGGUGGGAGGAAUUAAAGCAUGCUCUUUGUAUCUGUCCAGAUCACUCAUUUUUUUUUCCCCUUUCAACACACUUUUUUAAAAGGUUGGGGAUUGAAGAUUUUCUCAAAAGCUUUCAAGAAUUUAGAGCAUUCCCAGCCAGUAUAAUAAAACCUGUUAAAGAAUGUGUGACUUUGUUUGAACACACAUCUGUUCUUUGUAUCUGCAGUCAUUGAACCUGUGCUGCUGCAUGACACUCUUAACUCCUGACUUUUUAUAUCCAGUCAUAAAGUUGACUUUCAGCACAAAAGAUCCUUAUAAACAAAUAAAUUGUUAUUUUUUUUUCUUACCAGUGUAAGGUUUGGCACCCUUUUGUCUGGUGCCAUUAGACGUCUUGAUGAUUGUGACAACUCUAGACCUGCCUGCUUUAUCUAAUGUAAUCAUGUGCAACGUCUACAGGUUGUUUAAUAAUCAGUCACACAGAGAACUGAGGAACCGAUUCUGUGUAGUAUUUGCUUCUAUGAUACAGAAAUGUAUACAGACUUGCAAUGAACAUGUUUUGUAGUUUAGGGAUCUCCAAAUACAUAAAGGGACAUACAAUACUGGCUCACUUGUAAAUUGUUAUUCAUGUGCUGUGUUCACACUGCUCCUAUGUUGCCUCACACUGUGUGUGACUCUGUUUCUUCUGUUAAGCAGCACUUAAUGUAGACAGUGCAUUUCCAGGUGUGUUGAGCACUCAGCGUGUAGUCAACAGUUAGUUCUUUUAGUGCAUACCUGUUUUAAUUUAUAGACUGCCAUGGCCUUAAAAAUAUUCUGUACAAAUACCGCACUGUGUUGCACAGACACUACUUGUUUUUCUCCAUUCACAUUUUUAAUGAGUACAAUCUGGGCUUUUAAAGUUCUGUUCUUAUUAGAUGCAUGUUGCAUACUUCCCAGAUGGGAUGGGCUGUUUGAACGAAGGGAUAUUUAAAGAUGCUACUGUAGCCCGACGUGACUAUGAACCAUUUCAAAGAAUGUGGCAACUUCUUUUUGUGUGCCUAAAGGAGGGAUUGGAACUAGAAUGUGUGACUAGGUGGGGACUGCAUAGGUUUGUUGAUUGACCUAUAGCUAAACCUUAAUGUGUUUUUGUGUCUUUCCAUUGCUUCAGCAUUUCAGGACAUCUAAAAGCUACUACCAACAUUUCCUGUGCAUAACCUCUGCAUGUGAAAGCCAACCUAACAGUUACUGAACUUUGUAAAUACGUAAACUUUUUUAUUUAGGUGGAUGCAUUUUCGUCUGUUUACUGCUCUACUCAGCUUUAUUCAAUAAACUUGCAUUUUGAGGGUUGUAUUGGCAAUUUUGACUUAAAAUGUGCACCAUGAUGAAAGGUGCAGAUCUGUUUUGGAAAGGAACAGGAAGAGAAGUACCACGAGGGGCUUCGUAGACCACGUGCAAGAAGUCAACUCAGACAUCAAAGAGUUGUGUUUGUGGGCUGAACUAGAAAUAAACUUUUAAAAUAGCCACAGAA
Messenger RNA from Nannospalax galili (Upper Galilee mountains blind mole rat), 2884 nucleotides. RefSeq names its product ADP ribosylation factor like GTPase 8B (gene Arl8b). The record is from RefSeq and is a predicted model, not a curated record. Lineage: Eukaryota; Metazoa; Chordata; Mammalia; Rodentia; Spalacidae. Gene Ontology annotation, molecular function: GTP binding; GTPase activity. Bases 20 to 742 code for a protein of 240 amino acids. Gene Ontology annotation, biological process: anterograde axonal transport; protein transport. The transcript is spliced from 7 exons. Gene Ontology annotation, cellular component: lysosomal membrane.